This is a messenger RNA of Bactrocera latifrons, 2522 nucleotides long. It is a transcript of the gene ThrRS, whose product is annotated as threonine--tRNA ligase, cytoplasmic. Gene Ontology annotation, biological process: threonyl-tRNA aminoacylation. The coding region runs from base 256 to 2325 and encodes 689 amino acids. Gene Ontology annotation, cellular component: cytoplasm. The transcript is spliced from 5 exons. The record is from RefSeq and is a predicted model, not a curated record. NCBI's taxonomy places the organism in Eukaryota, Metazoa, Arthropoda, Insecta, Diptera, Tephritidae. Gene Ontology annotation, molecular function: ATP binding; threonine-tRNA ligase activity.
CCAAGAUCUUACCUUAUAACACCCGGUAUAAAACACCUAUACGCUCAAUGCCACAUUGCGGUAGUUACCAAAUCGCAAUCAUAUUUUGUUGGUAUUAAUGGUAAAAUAGAACAUGAACAGACCAAUUCCAAAGAACCGCUACGAAAGCGACUAGGGCAUAUAUUUUAUGCAAAAAGCAACAAGACUAACAACCUUCAAAGAAGAGGACCACCACAAGAGACUUUCUGUCGGCGCUACGCAACAUUGGUUUCAAAAAUGAAGAAAGAGAAGCAAAAGAACGCACCUGCUGCAACCGGCAAAAAAGAAUUGAAUCCUUUGCCAACGUAUAUUGAAGAGCGUAAUGCGCUCUGGGAAAAAUUGAAGAUCGAGCGUGAGGCUGAGUUGGCUGCCAAAACCCGUACACCUAUUAAGGUAACAUUGCCGGAUGGCAAGCAAGUUGACGCUACUUCAUGGGAGACCACACCUUACGAUGUUGCGAAGGGUAUUAGCCAAGGUCUGGCUGAUAAUACCGUUGUAGCGAAAGUGAAUGGUGCAGUUUGGGAUUUGGAUCGUGUACUUGAGCAGGAUUGCAAAUUGCAGUUGCUUAAAUUUGAGGAUCCUGAGGCACAAGCUGUUUUUUGGCAUAGUUCAGCGCACAUCAUGGGUGAAGCCAUGGAACGCAUAUACGGUGGGCAUUUAUGCUAUGGACCACCAAUUGAUAAUGGUUUUUAUUAUGAUAUGCAUUUGGAUGGAGACGGCAUUUCUACCAAUGAUUAUGCUAGCAUGGAAGGACUGGUAAAGCAGAUUGUUAAAGAAAAACAACCAUUCGAACGGUUGGAACUGAAAAAAGCCGAUUUAUUGGAAAUGUUUAAGUACAAUGAAUUCAAAGUGCGCAUUUUAAAGGAGAAAGUCAAUACGGAGACAACCACUGUGUACAAGUGUGGUUCUCUUAUUGAUCUGUGCCGAGGUCCUCAUGUCCGUCAUACUGGCAAAGUAAAAGCUCUGAAAAUUACGAAAAACUCUUCUACUUAUUGGGAAGGCAAAGCUGACGCUGAAACAUUGCAAAGAGUUUAUGGCAUUUCAUUCCCUGAUCCAAAACAAUUGAAGGAAUGGGAAAAGAUACAAGAAGAAGCAGCUAAACGUGAUCAUCGUAAAAUUGGUCGAGAACAGGAGUUGUUUUUCUUCCACGAAUUAUCACCAGGCUCGUGUUUCUUCCAACCGCGUGGUGCUCACAUUUAUAACACUUUGAUGAACUUUAUAAAAUCGGAAUAUAGAAAACGUGGUUUCCAAGAAGUCAUUACGCCAAAUGUAUAUAACUCAAAACUGUGGAUGACUUCGGGCCAUUGGCAACAUUAUGCUGAAAAUAUGUUCUCAUUCGAAGUGGAGAAAGAGAAGUUUGCACUUAAACCUAUGAACUGUCCCGGACAUUGCCUAGUUUUCGACAACCGCAAUCGAUCGUGGCGGGAACUACCUCUACGUAUGGCUGAUUUCGGAGUAUUGCAUCGAAACGAACUCUCUGGUGCACUUACUGGUCUUACACGUGUACGGCGUUUCCAACAAGACGAUGCGCAUAUUUUUUGCGCACCUGAACAGAUAAAGAACGAAAUGAAGGGAUGUUUGGAUUUCUUACGACACGUAUACACUAUAUUUGGAUUCUCAUUUAAUCUCGUUUUAUCGACACGUCCCGAAAAGUAUCUCGGCGAGUUGGAGCAAUGGAAUGCUGCUGAGAAGGCACUCGCCGAAUCAUUGGAUGAAUUCGGACUACCUUGGAAAGAGAAUCCUGGUGAUGGCGCUUUCUACGGACCGAAAAUUGAUAUUACCAUUAUGGAUGCACUGAAGCGGGCUCAUCAAUGUGCCACAAUACAAUUGGAUUUCCAGUUGCCACAGCGUUUUAAUUUAAAUUACAUCGCCGAUGAUGGCGAAAAGAAACGACCGGUCAUAAUCCACCGUGCUAUUCUCGGUUCAGUUGAGCGUAUGAUUGCCAUUCUUACAGAAAACUAUGCCGGAAAAUGGCCGUUCUGGUUGUCGCCACGUCAAGUGAUGGUUGUGCCCGUCGGUCCGCAAUUCGAUGAGUAUGCGCAGUCUGUACGUGACCAAUUGCAUUCAGCAGGAUUUAUGGCAGAAGCUGAUACGGACGCUGGUGAUACCUUGAAUAAGAAAAUACGUAAUGCUCAGUUGGCGCAAUUCAAUUUCAUACUGGUGGUGGGCGAGAAGGAACGUUCCUCUGACACGGUGAAUGUGCGUACACGCGACAACAAGGUGCAUGGGGAAGUCUCAAUCACCGAUCUGAUAACCAAGCUGACCAAGAUACGUGACGAAUUCAUUACAAAUGAAGAUAGCUUCUAAAGUUUAUGAGACGCAAAAGCACCAAUAAUUUAUUUCCUCCUCUUCGUAUUAUCUAUGCAAAUUAUAAUUAGAAGCUUUAAAAAUGUUUGCAAAUUCAAAUAACUAUUACACAUAAAACCUCGAACGCAUAAAUAAUUUGAGUAACAUUUGUGAAAUCUACUUUAUCCAAUAAAACGUAUUUUAAAUGGGUCAGUAAA